AGACACGGUCGACAUGAGGCUGUUACGGAUACAACUCACUAGCUGUGACCAACGCUCAAAUUUGCUGCCACUAGCUUUGCCACACAAUCCGCGCUCUUCCGUUCGCUGUCACCACCACGACCACCAAGCACAAGCGGGCGUCCUUCGAUCGACGAAGCUUUGGGAAACUAUCAUGGUAGUGUGCCAGUGUCAUUGUUGCAUUCCAUCCGUUUAACUUUGCUUUUCUUCUUCCGCUAGGUAUCCGCAUGUUCCUGAUGGU
This is a messenger RNA of Colletotrichum phormii, 259 nucleotides long. RefSeq lists its product as uncharacterized. The transcript is spliced from 2 exons. Bases 14 to 214 code for a protein of 66 amino acids. Lineage: Eukaryota; Fungi; Ascomycota; Sordariomycetes; Glomerellales; Glomerellaceae. The record is from RefSeq and is a predicted model, not a curated record.